AAAUGCCCCAGAAGAAAAUAUUAAUGAUUUGUUUGGGCAACAUUUGCCGCUCGCCGAUAGCCGAAACUGUUAUGGCCGAGACCUUGGCCAAGGCUAAAUUGGACUCGGUGGUUGUGGACAGCGCCGCCACCGGCUCAUGGCAUGUGGGCAACCGGGCCGAUCCGCGCGCCCUGAGCACGCUGCAGAAACACGGCCUGGAGAGCAAACACAUUGUGCGCCAGAUCACAAAGCAGGACUUCAAUGAGUUCGACUACAUCUUCGGCAUGGAUGAGGACAACAUGAGAGACCUGCGGCGUCUGGCGCCGAAAGACUGCAAGGCGGAGCUGCUUAUGCUGGGCGACUUUGGACUCAGCAAAGAGAAGCGCAUCAUUGAAGAUCCCUACUAUCAACGCGGCGAUGAGGGCUUCGAGGUGGCUUAUCAACAGUGCGUUACGGCGUGUGAGGCGUUCGUUAAGCAGCGGUUGCUGCAGUGAUUCUCGUUCCAAUAUGUUUCAUGUAGUUGACUUAUAAAAUGAUUAAAUUGCAAUUGUUAAAUAU
Molecule: messenger RNA, 537 nt
Organism: Drosophila arizonae
Lineage: Eukaryota; Metazoa; Arthropoda; Insecta; Diptera; Drosophilidae
Gene: primo-1
Product: low molecular weight phosphotyrosine protein phosphatase primo-1
Biological process (GO): protein dephosphorylation
Molecular function (GO): protein tyrosine phosphatase activity
Source: RefSeq, a predicted model, not a curated record